CAGAUCGGCGGUGUGGGCCACACCGUCGAGAUCGACGAGACGAGCCUAAAGAAGAAGUCCAAGUUCGGGCGCGGCAAGCAGCACGAGGGGCAGCCGCACGAGGACUACUGGCUCUUCGGCGGUGUCGAUCGGGCCACGGGGCGGUGGUUCGUCAUCAUCACCGGCCCCGACCGCAAAAAGAAGACGCUGUCUCCUCUCAUCUACAAGCAUAUUAUGGCCGGGUCGACCAUCAUCUCCGACCAGUUCUCCUCG
This is a messenger RNA of Phytophthora sojae, 252 nucleotides long. RefSeq lists its product as hypothetical. The annotation marks the transcript as partial. The record is from RefSeq and is a predicted model, not a curated record. NCBI's taxonomy places the organism in Eukaryota, Oomycota, Peronosporomycetes, Peronosporales, Peronosporaceae. The transcript has a single exon.